AUGGAUUCCGGUGAAAUUGCCCGAAUCAUUCAAGAAGGAAUUACAGCUGGUCUACAAUGGAAUGCUCGAGGGCCAAUAGGUUUCACCCCUAACACUCCAUUCACGCUAGAGAUAUUGUCAUAUCCCUUGCCCGACAGAUUCAAAUAUCCCCGCAUUAAGGAAUAUGAUAGGACGUCCGACCCCAUCAACCACCUCAAUGUAUAUACUGACGUCAUUAACUUGCAAGUUGCGCUAGAUCAGGUUAUGUGCAAGGCCUUUCCACAAACACUGACUAAUGCUGUUAGGGAUUGGUUCUCGACAUUGGAGCCCAACUUCGUAGUCUCAUUCUCAGAUUUGGCUGAUAAGUUCUCAACCUUCUUUGCGAGUAGCAAGCGAAUCAAGAAAACUGCAGCCUCUCUCAUGCAACUACGCCAGGGGCCGAAUGAAACCCUACGAGGUUUUAUGACAAGAUUCAACAAGGAAAGAGUUCAAAUACCCGACCUCCACAUUACAGCAGCAGUUUCUGCCCUCACCUAUGCCAUAAGGUGUGAAGUCUUCAAAAUGUCUUUAUCAAAGAACCCACCACAGACAGUGACCAAGCUCCUUAACCGAGCUGAAAAGUACAUCAAUAUGGAGAAGACGUUAAAUCCAAGGAGAGCGGGUCCUCCUCAUGAAAAGGUCGAAAACAAGAGGCAACAUGAUCCCAUUCCCCGGCAUGAGCAUCCUCGGGAAAAGUGGAGAAAUGAGGCGCCCUCAGCAUCUCUAACUCGGUUGAACACCUCUAAGACCAAUAUCUUGAUGUCGAUUAAGGAUAUGAAAGAAUUAAAGUGGCCUUCGAGAAUAAAAUCCCCCCCUAACACAAGGGAUAGGAGCAAAUAUUGCGAAUUUCAUCAAGAUCAUGGGCAUACCACGGAAGAUUCAUCAGGCGGGGACACAAGUAGUGGGCGAAAGCAGUAUGCCCGCCGACAUGCUCAUACUCUAAGAGAAUCCAGUGAUGAAGUUAAAGACAUCACUUUUGGUGUAAGAUAUUUGGAAGGAAUAUCAUAUCCUCGUGACGAUGCCUUGGUCGUCUCUGCGGUUGUGGCUAACUUCGAAGUGAAGAGGAUUCUGGUUGAUAAUGGGAGUGCAGCAAAUAUACUCUCGUAA
Molecule: messenger RNA, 1125 nt
Organism: Olea europaea var. sylvestris
Lineage: Eukaryota; Viridiplantae; Streptophyta; Magnoliopsida; Lamiales; Oleaceae
Exons: 2
Coding region: 1-1125 (374 amino acids)
Source: RefSeq, a predicted model, not a curated record